CGUGUAACAAGCUUUCCCAUCCUCUUCAAUCCCUCUCUUUUCAUCCGCGCUACAAGUGGCGAAUCCCGAAGAUGGUGAAAUCGUCGCUGAGCCGCUUCAAGAGCUUUGAUGCCUAUGCCAAAACGCUUGAUGAUUUUAGAGUCAAGACAUCGACUGGUGCUGCAGUCACCUUUCUGAGUGCAUUCAUCAUCCUCGUAUUAUUAAUUGGAGAAUUCCUCGACUACAGAUCUGUUCGUAUAGAAUCUUCCUUAAUCGUAGAUGGUGGUCGGAAGGAGAAGAUGUCUAUCGACUUUGAUAUCACAUUCCCAAAGAUCCCUUGUUACAUCUUGACGCUGGACGUCAUGGACGUUGCAGGAGAGCACCAAAGCGAUAUCACACAUUCUGUUUACAAAGUCCAACUAGCACCUGAUGGCACUGAAAUUAAACGUGAAAGGUCGCAAAAUUUGGGCAAUACGGGACCUGACCCAAAGGAAGUUGGCGAAAAUUACUGUGGAGAUUGUGGAGGGGCUGCAAGGCCAGAGAGUGGGUGCUGUAACACGUGUGAAGAUGUCAGACAGGCAUAUGUUCGCUCUGGAUGGUCAUUCAAUCAUCCUGAAGGCAUUGAGCAGUGUGUUCGCGAGGGCUACAUGGAAAAGAUGAAGGAACAGGCGAAUCAAGGAUGCAGAGUGCAUGGUAUGCUUACUGUUAAUAAGGUCACAGGAAAUUUUCAUAUUGCACCUGGUCGUUCAUUCCAGAAUGCCAAUAUGCAUGUGCAUGAUAUUCAGCAAUACCUCGAACAUGGACUCGACUUUUCGCAUCACAUCCGGCGUUUGACAUUUGGACAACAUGUCCCCAAUGUUCAGAACCCUUUGGAUGAUCAGCAUGUUGAUGGUGCAGAGGGGCUAUACAUGUUCCAGUACUAUAUCAAAGUUGUUGGUACUACGCACCAUUACAUGAACAAGCCUCCUGUUAGGACGAAUCAAUAUUCUGUUACUCAGUUCAAUCGAAACCUGCAUUAUAAAGAUGAGCAUGGUCGUGUUCAUCAGCCAAACGGAUUGCCUGGUGUAUUCUUCAAUUUUGAUAUCUCACCCAUGAUGGUAGUUCAAGUUGAGGAGCGCAAGUCGUUUACAUCGUUUUUGACGGGAGUGUGUGCUAUUGUUGGAGGUAUUUUCACGGUGGCAAGCAUCAUUGACGGUGCGAUUUGGCGAGCAGAAAGGACAUUAAAGCGAAAGAUGGAACUUGGCAAGGCCCUGUAGUCAGAAAACUUUAAUUACAAUAAUCCAGCUGGCAUUGGCAAUUCAAUAAAAAAAGAUGAUGACAGACGCACAUCACUCAAAC
This is a messenger RNA of Lobosporangium transversale, 1317 nucleotides long. Its product is annotated as endoplasmic reticulum-golgi intermediate compartment protein 3-like protein. Lineage: Eukaryota; Fungi; Mortierellomycota; Mortierellomycetes; Mortierellales; Mortierellaceae. The record is from RefSeq and is a predicted model, not a curated record. Gene Ontology annotation, cellular component: endoplasmic reticulum membrane; endoplasmic reticulum; Golgi membrane. Gene Ontology annotation, biological process: endoplasmic reticulum to Golgi vesicle-mediated transport; retrograde vesicle-mediated transport, Golgi to endoplasmic reticulum. Bases 72 to 1235 code for a protein of 387 amino acids. The transcript has 6 exons.